Cuscuta epithymum is the source of this 1225-nucleotide messenger RNA. Lineage: Eukaryota; Viridiplantae; Streptophyta; Magnoliopsida; Solanales; Convolvulaceae. The record is from the annotation of a GenBank genome assembly.
UGCCUCUUUAAUGGCUUCUCCUUUCCUGCCAUUUUGAAUGUAGCUCUAGGAUCCAAGGUUGGAACUGGGUGCUGAAUUAGUCCUAGUUUCACACCUUGAGUAUGACGUCCAAACUAAAGAAUGGUUUGCGUUCCAUUAUACCCAUCCAUUUGCAAGGUGAAUCCGCCCCCAGUUUUUGUAUGUUCUCUAGUGUCAAGUCUUCAGGAUGUAGUCCAGGAAACGCACCGGUUUAUAUUAAUGUUUAUGACUUGACUCCCAUUAAUGGAUACUUCUACUGGGCUGGAGUUGGCGUCUUUCAUACUGGGAUUGAAGUGUAUGGUGUUGAAUAUGCAUUUGGGGCACAUGAAUAUCCAACAAGCGGUGUAUUUGAGGUUGAACCAAGACAGUGCCCUGGCUUUAAGUUUAGGAGGUCAAUUCGGAUAGGAACCACUUUUUUGGACCCAAUCCAAGUUAGAGAGUUCAUGGAGCACCAAUCUGCAAAUUACCUUGGUGAUUCGUAUCAUCUCAUCAGUAGGAACUGUAACCAUUUCUGUCAGGAUAUAUGCUACAAAUUGACAGGGAACAACAUUCCAAAAUGGGUGAAUCGGCUAGCCAGAAUAGGGUCAUUAUGCAACUGCAUACUGCCAGAAUCCCUUAAAGCAUCGGCUGUGCAGCAGAAGAGUGGGAAUUUUAAGGGCAGUGACAAUGAGAAGAGGAAACUCAGAAGCUCGUUUGGCUGCUUGUCAUCAAUCUCAAUGCGUAAAAGGGAUAAAGAAGUGCCAUUGUUCUUGCACUCACACUGUUUGCCACCCUGGGGAUUAAAAGCUUCUAGAAGCGGUUCCUUUAGGGAAUCUUGACAAGACAUUUCUGCAUUCUCUCCAGAUCUAAUAUACCAAACUCGUCAGCUGAAGCAGCAGUUUCUGAUGGAAGACCAAUAUAUCUCUCUUCAGAUUUUAGAUUUGUUAUUUUUAUUUUACUUUUGGUAGUUACCCUCCAGAUUUACACCUCAUUUUGCCUGCUCAAUUUUAUGAGUCACUUGGUGCUUGUUUUUUUGCAAUUUGUUAACUAUAGGAAAGAUGAAUGUAUCUCCUGGAGAAAUAUCCUAUUUCUUCAACCUUGCUGUACUUGUUAAAGUUUCCAGAGGACUGGACUAAAGUAACCCCAUGAACUACCCAUGUUAAUAUCUAAAGAGUUGGCAGAGUUGAUGACUUUGAUAUAAUGAAAUUACCUGUUCAAUGACUUCAAU